This is a messenger RNA of Rhipicephalus microplus (southern cattle tick), 780 nucleotides long. RefSeq lists its product as uncharacterized. Gene Ontology annotation, molecular function: protein binding. The record is from RefSeq and is a predicted model, not a curated record. Gene Ontology annotation, biological process: transcription by RNA polymerase III. NCBI's taxonomy places the organism in Eukaryota, Metazoa, Arthropoda, Arachnida, Ixodida, Ixodidae. Gene Ontology annotation, cellular component: transcription factor TFIIIC complex.
CGUCUCCCAGCGCUGAGUAGUGCGACAUCUCUGGAGUACGUGCGAUAGUUCUGCCACACAAGACACGGAUAAUGCUGCUCAAUUGAGGGCCAGAGCAUGGAGGCCAUGGCAGCAGCGUAUGCCGAAGAGGCCGCACUAGACGGUGGUGCCAUCAUCCUCAUCCCGCAGGAGGAUGGCCAACCUGUGCUGCUUGGGGAGGCCCUGGUGGGUGGUGGCUCCCAGCUGGUGCUUGGUCAGCUGCAGCCACUGCAUAUCGAAGAUGCCCCACUGAUGUUUGCUCCGGUUACUAGUGCUGAGGGCUCCCUGGUGGCCACACCCUCUAUGGAAACCUCAUCACAGCAAGAAGAGGCAGCCAGCCCUCCCAGGCAUGAGGAGAGUGGAACGCCACCUCUGCUGCGCACUGUGACGCAGACACUGAAAGUGCGCUGGCUGGACGAGCUUCUUGAACACAAGACCAUCUCCUGUCCGAUCCAAGACUGCCCCUUCAGCUGCCCUGCCAUCACAGCUAUGGAGAAACACUACUCGCAGUGCACUGGAGUCAAUGGUUCUGGGCUAGACCAGUGCCCCUACUGUGAGGCCCAGUUCCUCACCCACAGCAGUGCCUUGCAUGUGCACAUAGUGGAACAGCAUCCCACCAGGCGCUCCCUGAUGCACUCCCAAGGGGGGGAGGGGCGCAAAACCCUGGCAAGACGAACCAAGUCUCCCAUGCCACCACCGAAGCAGCCCAUAUUGGUCAGGCCCACUGCCAAAGUGAGAUAUUCCUGGUUUUUCUUUCUCUAG